AUGGCAACGGGGGCCAUGGCAACGGGGGCCAUGGCAACGGGGGCCAUGGCAACGGGGGUGCAUAGCAACGGGGGCCAUAGCAACGGGGGCCAUGGCAACGGGGGCCAUGGCAACGGGGGCCAUGCAACGGGGGUGCAUAGCAACGGGGGCCAUGGCAACGGGGGCCAUGGCAACGGGGACCAUGGCAACGGGGACCAUGGCAACCAACUGCUCCCCAUCAUCACCCCCAUGUCCCCAUGGCGGGGGGGUCACCACCUGGGGGGCCGGGGAGCCGGGGGGGGCCCUCGGCAGGGUGCCCCCCCCGGGGCGCAGCGGCUCUACAAGCAGUCCAUGGCCCAGCGCGCCCGCACCAUGGCCCUGUACAACCCCAUCCCGGUGCGCCAGAACUGCCUCACCGUCAACCGCUCGCUCUUCCUCUUCAGCGAGGACAACGUGGUGAGGAAAUACGCCAAAAAGAUCACCGAAUGGCCUCCUUUUGAAUACAUGAUUUUAGCCACCAUCAUCGCCAACUGCAUCGUCCUGGCGCUGGAGCAGCACCUGCCCGACGAGGACAAGACCCCCAUGUCGGAGCGGCUGGACGACACGGAGCCGUAUUUCAUCGGCAUCUUCUGCUUCGAGGCGGGGAUCAAGAUCAUCGCGCUGGGCUUCGCCUUCCACAAAGGCUCCUACCUGCGCAACGGCUGGAACGUCAUGGACUUCGUGGUGGUGCUCACGGGGUGAGGGGCCCGGGGGACACCGGGGACACCGGGGGACGCGGGGGGACACCGGGGGAUGCGGCACCCCCCAAAAUCGCCCCAAAUUCGCCCGGCAGGUCUGCAGGUGGUGCUGAAGUCCAUCAUGAAGGCGAUGAUCCCGCUGCUGCAGAUCGGGCUCCUGCUCUUCUUCGCGAUCCUCAUCUUCGCCAUCAUCGGCCUGGAGUUCUACAUGGGCAAAUUCCACACCACCUGCUUCGACCUGGUCACAGACGAGAUCAAGGUGGAGGUCCCGUGCGGGACGGACGAGCCGGCGCGGAUCUGCCCCAACGGCACCAAGUGCAAGAAGUACUGGGAGGGGCCCAACUACGGCAUCACGCAGUUCGACAACAUCCUCUUCGCCGUGCUCACCGUCUUCCAGUGCAUCACCAUGGAAGGCUGGACCGACCUCCUCUACUAUGUGAGCGGGGCCGGCUGCCCGCCCGGUGCCGCCCGGUGCCGCCCGGUGCUGCCCCGGUGCCGCCCGGUGCCGCCCGGUGCUCCCCCGGUGUUGUCCGACGAGAUCAAGGUGGAGGUCCCGUGCGGGACGGACGAGCCGGCGCGGAUCUGCCCCAACGGCACCAAGUGCAAGAAGUACUGGGAGGGGCCCAACUACGGCAUCACGCAGUUCGACAACAUCCUCUUCGCCGUGCUCACCGUCUUCCAGUGCAUCACCAUGGAAGGCUGGACCGACCUCCUCUACUAUGUGAGCGGGGCCCGCUGCCCGCCCGGUGCUCCCCCGGUGCCCCUCCGUGCUCCCCGGUGCUCCCCCGGUACUGUCCGGUGCUCCCCGGUGCCCCCCCGGUGCUCCCCGGUGCCCCUCCGGUGCUGCCCGCUGCCCGCCCAGUGCCGCCCAGUGUCGUCCAGACGGCCGCCCCCCUGUGCCCCCCCUGCGGGAGCUCUCCGGAGGGCCACCAGCAAGAGGAGCAAGACGGACCUGCUGAGCCCCGAGGAGGGCGAGGAGCAGCUGGGGGACAUCGCCGCCAUGGGGUCCCCUUUCGCCCGUGCCAGCCUCAAAAGUGCCAAGCUGGAGAGCGCCACGUUCCUGGGGCGGCGGGAGCGGCGCGUGCGCUUCCACAUCCGGCGCAUGGUGAAAACUCAGGCCUUCUACUGGACCGUGCUCAGUCUGGUAGCGCUCAACACCCUGUGUGUUGCUAUCGUUCACUACGACCAGCCAGAUUGGCUUUCCGACUUCCUCUGGUCCCCUUUCGCCCGUGCCAGCCUCAAAAGUGCCAAGCUGGAGAGCGCCACGUUCCUGGGGCGGCGGGAGCGGCGCGUGCGCUUCCACAUCCGGCGCAUGGUGAAAACUCAGGCCUUCUACUGGACCGUGCUCAGUCUGGUAGCGCUCAACACCCUGUGUGUUGCUAUCGUUCACUACGACCAGCCAGAUUGGCUUUCCGACUUCCUCUAUUCCCCCCCUGAACCCCUCCAGCUCCUGGGACCCCCCCCUCAUUUUUGGCCCAAGCUGGAGAGCGCCACGUUCCUGGGGCGGCGGGAGCGGCGCGUGCGCUUCCACAUCCGGCGCAUGGUGAAAACUCAGGCCUUCUACUGGACCGUGCUCAGUCUGGUUAUCAUCGGAAGCAUCUUCGAGGUGAUCUGGGCCGUUGUGAAGCCGGGAACUUCCUUUGGGAUCAGCGUGCUGCGAGCUCUCAGGUUACUGCGCAUCUUCAAAGUCACCAAGAAGGAGCAGCAGAAGAACCAGAAAUCCUCCAAGUCGGUGUGGGAGCAGCGCACGAGCGAGCUGCGCAAGCAGAACCUGCUGGCGAGCCGCGAGGCUCUCUACAGCGAGCUGGACCCCGAGGAGCGCUGGAAGGUUCCCUACGCUCGCCACCUGCGCCCGGACAUGAAGACGCACCUGGACCGGCCGCUGGUGGUGGACCCGCAGGAGAACCGCAACAACAACACCAACAAGACGCGGCCGGGCGAGCCCCCGCCGGGCGAGCCGCGCUUCGUGAACAGGAACGCCAACCCCGAGCCGCUGCCCCGCAAGGAGGAGGAGGAGAAGAAGGAGGAGGAAGGCGAGGGGCAGGACGAGAACGGCCCCAAGCCCAUGGUGCCCUACAGCUCCAUGUUCAUCCUGUCCACCACCAACCCGUUCCGCCGGCUGUGCCACUACAUCGUGAACCUGCGCUAUUUCGAGAUGUGCAUCCUCAUGGUGAUCGCCAUGAGCAGCAUCGCGCUGGCGGCCGAGGACCCGGUGCAGCCCAACGCGCCCCGCAACAACGUGAGCCCCCUCCCCAAAUUCCGUGCGACCCCUCCCCAAAUCCUGCCCAACGCGCCCCGCAACGAGCAGCUCACGGUAAAUCCUUCAGCCUUCGUCUCCCUCCUCGUCCUCGUCCUCGUCCUCUUCCUCGUGCUCGUGCUCGAGCAGCUCACGGUAAAUCCUUCAGCCUUCGUCUCCCUCCUCGUCCUCGUCCUCGUCCUCUUCCUCGUGCUCGUGCUCCAACCCCGCUCCCCUCAGGCCGUGUUCGACUGCGUGGUGAACUCGCUCAAGAACGUGCUCAACAUCCUCAUCGUCUACAUGCUCUUCAUGUUCAUCUUCGCCGUGGUGGCCGUGCAGCUCUUCAAGGGCAAGUUCUUCUACUGCACCGACGAGUCCAAGGAGUUCGAGAAGGACUGCAGGGGCGAGUACCUGGUCUACGAGAAGGACAACGAGGUGAAGGCGCAGAAGCGCGAGUGGAAGAAGUACGAGUUCCACUACGACAACGUGCUCUGGGCGCUGCUGACGCUCUUCACCGUCUCCACCGGAGAGGGCUGGCCGCAGGUGCUCAAGCACUCGGUGGACGCCACGUACGAGAACCAAGGGCCCAGCCCCGGGUACCGCAUGGAGAUGUCCAUCUUCUACGUCGUCUACUUCGUGGUCUUCCCCUUCUUCUUCGUCAACAUCUUCGUGGCCCUCAUCAUCAUCACCUUCCAGGAGCAGGGCGACAAGAUGAUGGAGGAGUACAGCCUGGAGAAGAACGAGAGAGCCUGCAUCGACUUUGCCAUCAGCGCCAAGCCGCUGACGCGGCACAUGCCCCAGAACCGCCAGAGCUUCCAGUACCGCAUGUGGCAGUUCGUGGUGUCCCCUCCCUUCGAGUACACCAUCAUGGCCAUGAUCGCCCUCAACACCAUCGUGCUCAUGAUGAAGUUCUACGACGCCUCCGACACCUACGAGAACGUGCUCAAGAUGUUCAACAACGUCUUCACCUCCCUCUUCUCCCUCGAGUGUCUCCUCAAGAUCAUGGCCUUCGGGGUCCUGAAUUACUUCCGCGACGCCUGGAACGUCUUCGACUUCGUGACGGUGCUGGGCAGCAUCACCGACAUCCUGGUGACGGAAUUCGGGAACAACUUCAUCAACCUGAGCUUCCUGCGGCUGUUCCGCGCCGCGCGCCUCAUCAAGCUGCUGCGCCAGGGCUACACCAUCCGCAUCCUGCUCUGGACCUUCGUCCAGUCCUUCAAGGUGCCCCCCAAAAACCCCCCCAAAACCCCCCCCCUGCCCCCCCAGACAGCUGCCCGGCCCCCGCAGGUGUUUGGGAACAUCGGCAUCGAGGAGGAGGAUGAUGAGUCGGCCAUCACCCAGCACAACAACUUCCGCACCUUCUUCCAGGCGCUGAUGCUGCUCUUCAGGAGUGCCACCGGCGAGGCGUGGCACGAGAUCAUGCUGUCGUGCCUCAGCGGCAAGCCGUGUGACGAGAACUCGGGCAUCAAGGAGGACGAGUGCGGCAACGAGUUCGCCUACUUCUACUUCGUGUCCUUCAUCUUCCUCUGCUCCUUCCUGGUCAGCGCCCGCGGGGUCCCCAGAGUGCCACCAACGUGUCCCCAGCGUGUCCCCAAAACCCCCAAAACUGCCGGUCCCGGUUUUGGGGGGGGGGCCCGCCCCCCACUAACGUGUGUCUCUUGCAGCGGGCGCAUCCACUACCGGGACAUGUACAGUUUGUUGCGCGUGAUCUCCCCCCCCCUGGGGCUGGGCAAGAAAUGCCCCCAUAGGGUGGCCUGCAAGGUUCGCCGCCCCCUCCCCAAAUGAAUUUUUGAAACCAAAACCCCCCCUCGGUCCCCCCCCCGGGGCUGGAAUGCGCUUCCCGGCGCCGGAUAUACAUCAUAUAUGGGCCGAUGAUAUAUGUCAUGUAUAUGUCACACAGCCCCUC
Passer montanus (Eurasian tree sparrow) is the source of this 4858-nucleotide messenger RNA. RefSeq names its product calcium voltage-gated channel subunit alpha1 A (gene CACNA1A). Gene Ontology annotation, molecular function: high voltage-gated calcium channel activity. Gene Ontology annotation, biological process: chemical synaptic transmission; calcium ion import across plasma membrane. The transcript has 29 exons. The record is from RefSeq and is a predicted model, not a curated record. Lineage: Eukaryota; Metazoa; Chordata; Aves; Passeriformes; Passeridae. Gene Ontology annotation, cellular component: neuronal cell body; voltage-gated calcium channel complex; membrane.